Molecule: messenger RNA, 805 nt
Organism: Nicrophorus vespilloides
Lineage: Eukaryota; Metazoa; Arthropoda; Insecta; Coleoptera; Silphidae
Product: zinc finger protein 809-like
Exons: 4
Coding region: 87-728 (213 amino acids)
Biological process (GO): regulation of transcription by RNA polymerase II
Cellular component (GO): nucleus
Molecular function (GO): DNA-binding transcription factor activity, RNA polymerase II-specific; RNA polymerase II transcription regulatory region sequence-specific DNA binding
Source: RefSeq, a predicted model, not a curated record
UAAGCUAAUGUUUACAUUUGUCAUUGAAAACAAAAAAUAUUUUAACUGUCGCUUGAUCCAAAUUAGCUGAAAGCAAAGUUUACACGAUGGAGUGUAAAGUUGAGAAUGCAGAAUUGAUUGAUGUUAAGUUGGAGGUUGAAGAUGAAGGGAUCUUGCAAGAGGAGAUAUAUGAAACUGAAAAGUUGUUCAUAAAGGAGGAACAAUUUAAACUUGACGAGCCCUCCUAUGUUAAUCCAGAUGUAGAAUAUGUUUUUAUGGAUAAGGCUAGAUAUUAUGGAUGUAUAUCAUGCAAUGCUCAUUUUUCAGAACAAUCUCAUUUAGACAAGCAUAUACUGACACACGCAAAUGAUAAGGCUUGCUUCAAAUGCAACCAUUGCAGCAAAUCGUACAUCGGUGAAGAAAAUCUAAUUAAGCAUGUAAAGGAGAAUCAUUCGAAACCGAGAAAAUUCAAAGUCAGAUACUGCAAGUUCUGCACUGCCAGACUGUCAGAUCAAUCGCUUGUGGAGCUGCACAGAAUCCAGCACGCAAAGAAUAAAGCUCAGCUGAAUUGCAAGAUGUGUGAUAAGGUAUUCAAGAGCAGGGAAUCUCUGGAUAUGCACUUGUCCAUGGUCCAUCAAGUGAACAAUGCCUACAAAUGCCAAGAAUGUUUCAAAUCUUUCCGCCUGAAGAGUCUCCUGAAGUUGCAUAAACAAACAGUCCAUGUUCCCACACAAGUUAUAAAGUAUUGAGAUUCUGAAUUUUAAACAAAUAUAGUUUUUUUUUUACUAUAUUGUAAGUGUAAUUAUCUCUAGUUUAAAGCACGUUA